AUGGAGAACUUUUCCGAACCUGUGCCAGAUGAUAACGACCAGCAAAGUCUGACCCCGGUCGGACUGAGCGGAAGAGAAAUGGACAUCAUGUGGAAGAUGGGUGUUGCUUCUUUCCCUUCCACCAACAACAUGUUGGUUAUUCCAAGCUCCAUGGCAAUCAAACUCAGCAAAGAUAACGUCGAUGAUCUUCAUUCUCGUUUCAAGGCUCACUUCGGAAUUGCUCAAGCUGUUGCAACUCAUCAUCCUUCGGCUAAUGUCUUUCUCAUUCACCAACCCCUCGAGCCAGGCGCAGCUGAAUUCGGUCCUCCCGACAUGAGCAGCUCGCCGGCUCCAUCAACUUCAUCCAUGUCCAUGAUGUCUACUCCGAGCCCCGCCUCAGAUCCCGCGCGUGCACGUUCGACCAAGGCAUUGGCGGCCAAGUCACUUCGCUUGCCGGGCAAGAAAUCCAGAGUGCCUCGCCCCCCCAAUGCAUUCAUUCUGUACCGAGCCAAAAAUCAUCCCAUUGUCAAAAAAGCAAAUCCGGAAAUGGCAAACAACGAUAUCUCGGUCAUCCUCGGGAAAAAGUGGAGGGCAGAGUCUGAACAGGUUCGAACACAUUUCAAACAGUUGGCAGAAACAAUCAAAGCUCGGCAUGCGUUGGAGAAUCCGGGUUACCAGUAUUCCCCACGCAAACCAUCUGAGAAAAAGCGCCGUAUGACUCCACGAAAACUUGCUGCACUCCGCACUGCAAGAGUCAAGAACAAUUCUGAGUCUGUUUCGGAUCUUGAGAUGACAGAUGCCAACGAUGUCGGCGAAAGCAAAGGCCGCAACAGUAAGGCAGCGGACAACUCUUCUGUCCUGAACGACACAGUCGCCGAUUUCUACCACGUCAACGAACCAAUUUCCGCCGCGGGACUGAUGGGCAGCGAGCGUACAUUCUACCCCAGCCGCAUCCAUCAUGGGGACCAGGGUGAGAUGACAGUGGUGCUGCCAGCAGGCCACGGGAGUUUGGAGUACGACUACGCAGUCCGUAUGUCCCACUUCCAGCACAUCCGCCCUGAAGACGAGAUGGCGGUCGGCGGGCGCACCGAGGCGAGCGAGUGGGACGAGCCUCCUUACACGCGGGCGACCUGGGCGGCGCUGGCAUCGGACGAAUACAUGAAUGCGCUGAUCGACUGGGACGCCAUCGCCUCUAGGGACGCCUUAGUGGUGCAGAACGCAGGUCGCGCGGAGCAGGAACUGCCGGCGCUGGAGUCGCUGCAUUUUGCCAACCAAGAGGAGUAUGCCCAGUUCCUGGAGCAGAUCCAUCGCGCGCUGGAAGUUAUGGAAUGA
This is a messenger RNA of Fonsecaea erecta, 1311 nucleotides long. RefSeq lists its product as hypothetical. The transcript has 2 exons. Gene Ontology annotation, molecular function: RNA polymerase II cis-regulatory region sequence-specific DNA binding; DNA-binding transcription factor activity, RNA polymerase II-specific. NCBI's taxonomy places the organism in Eukaryota, Fungi, Ascomycota, Eurotiomycetes, Chaetothyriales, Herpotrichiellaceae. Gene Ontology annotation, biological process: cell differentiation; negative regulation of transcription by RNA polymerase II; anatomical structure morphogenesis. The record is from RefSeq and is a predicted model, not a curated record. Bases 1 to 1311 code for a protein of 436 amino acids.